CACGCCAUAUUUGUUAGCCGGCUAGCGCUCACUGGCGGAAAUCAGGAGGUGUCGGAUGUACUUUAAGCAGAAUCCGACAUCAUCGGCGUGUUCAUGUAGAGUUUUCAGUCCACAGUCACGCUCAUCGCUGUAGUUUAACGUUUAUUUUGUCGUAGUAGAUGUUUUGGUUGAAGAAUCGACGUAAGAAUUGAAUAAAAACGAAACGAUUGAGUCGAGUUCCCUAGAGAUCAAAACAGGACUGUCGCUAGCAGAAGGCUCAAACUGGUUACUUUCGCUUGAUACGUAUAUCACACACACGCUUUAGUUAAAAUGGCCUGCGGUGCCACUCUGAAACGGACUAUGGAUUUUGAUCCUUUGAUGAAUCCGGCGUCUCCGAAAAGGAGGAGAUGUGCGCCCAUGUCCCCGUCCUCCUCCAGUUCCUCCCCGCAGAAGUACCUGCGCAUGGAGCCGUCGCCCUUCGGCACAGUGUCUUCAGUCCUCACCACAGAGCAAAUCCUGAGCAACAUCAAGCAGGAGUACAAGCGCAUGCAGAAGAGAAGACAUCUGGAGAGCAGUUUCCAACAGACUGACGCCUGCUGUCCUAUUGAAUCCCAGCCACACACCUCCAUCAGCAGCACAGCCACGAUAGCAGGCACCUCCUCUGGAUCUGUGUCUCCAUCCAGACGAGAGCAGCCCUUGUUCACAUUGAAACAGGUGGGAAUGAUCUGUGAACGUCUGCUGAAAGAGCGUGAGGAGAAAGUCCGAGAGGAGUACGAUGAGAUCUUGACCACCAAACUUGCAGAACAAUAUGAUGCGUUUGUGAAGUUCACCCAUGAUCAGUUGAUGAGGAGAUUCGGGGAGCAGCCUGCCAGCUAUGUGUCCUGAGUUAUCAGAUGAUGUCAGAUCUUCUCUUCUUCUGUGAGCUCUUGACACUCAGAAUGGGUUCAGCUGGGUUUCCAGUGCUCGGCCUUAGAGUUUGUGUGAUCAACACUCUCUCUAUCUCUAUCGUUCUCUCUCUCUCUAUUCAGCGGCUCAGUGCUUCCUGCCAUCAAUGCCCAUUAAUGGACUUUUGCAAACUAUUAUUCAAAACUCAGUGGCUCUGUGUUCCUCUUAUUGAACCCUGGAUAUUUAUUAGGCUAUAACUAUGCCUUUUAUACAGUUACCUGUCAUUUCAUUUUACUUUGUUUUUAUUUUGUAAAAUGACUUUUUGGCAGAUGAUGUUGAUCGUUGGCACAUGAGCGUUAAAAGGGUGUUUACUUUGAGACUGAUGGUUGUAACUUUGUGUAAAUACAUCCUGGCAUUUAGUUUUCGUGUACAAAUCAUAGACAGCAUUUAUUUAGAAGUCUGCUUUCAUGGUUUGUAUUUAUUUUGAUUUUAUUUUUUUGUCCUUUUUUCUCUGCAUUAUGGUUUUACUGCUCAUAUAGUUUAAAUGACUUUAUGUUGGGAAAAAUAUACAAAUAAACUGUUUACAUAA
Messenger RNA from Paramisgurnus dabryanus, 1453 nucleotides. RefSeq names its product akirin 2 (gene akirin2). The record is from RefSeq and is a predicted model, not a curated record. Gene Ontology annotation, molecular function: transcription coregulator activity. Gene Ontology annotation, biological process: positive regulation of transcription by RNA polymerase II; positive regulation of innate immune response. NCBI's taxonomy places the organism in Eukaryota, Metazoa, Chordata, Actinopteri, Cypriniformes, Cobitidae. Gene Ontology annotation, cellular component: chromatin; nucleus.